Molecule: messenger RNA, 459 nt
Organism: Vavraia culicis subsp. floridensis
Lineage: Eukaryota; Fungi; Microsporidia; Pleistophoridae
Exons: 1
Coding region: 1-459 (152 amino acids)
Source: RefSeq, a predicted model, not a curated record
AUGACACAACCACAAAACGAGUUAAGUACGUCAACAAACGAUGAAAAGUGCGUAUGUAAGGUGCUUACACGGAGGUUCAGGUUAGUAGACUAUACCGUGAAGAGCAUAACGGGUAAUAACAUUGUUGUAAAGAUGUGGGCUGGAAAGAGUCAGGAGGGAAGUGGGUGCGGGAAGAAAAAUUGUAUGAAUAGAAAGAGAGUUGGAAUGAUGGAGAUAUUGGAUGGUACAGAUAAUGAAGAAAAGAAUGUUUUGAAAGUGCAUGCUGAUGGUAAUAAUGUGGUUGAGAAGGUGAUAGAAACAUUGGAUGGUACAGAUAAUGAAGAAAAGAAUGUUUUGAAAGUGCAUGCUGAUGGUAAUAAUGUGGUUGAGAAGGUGAUAGAAACAUCAACUGGCAAAAAUGACAAAAUUUCUGGGACAAAUGAAGUUUUGAAGGUAGACUUGGAUAAACACGUGAUUUAA